CAGCCCAAAAUGCAGGAAACAACCGAGGCCAUUUGACAGGUGACAAACAAGACAGCCAGAAGCGGGACCGGCACGGCGGAGCGCAGCGGCUUCCCGGCGGAGUCCUGGGAAAGGCGAGUCCGGGGGAGGGCGCCCCCUAAGGAAUGACACACAGUGCUGUGCUUACUUGCCAUAGCCAGACGGUGGCAUUGGAGGGGCAGGAUGCCGCGUCCAACACACAGCUUCACUGCGGCCCUGAAGCGGUUAAUAUUCGCUGCGAAAGGUCAAAGUCUGCAGGCAAUGGAGCUUCUUGAAGAAGAUCUUACAUGCGCGAUCUGCUGCUGUCUGUAUGAAGACCCCCGAGUCCUUCCUUGUUCCCACAGCUUCUGCAAGAAAUGUUUGGAGGGUAUCUUGGAGGGCAAUAGGGGGCCCUUGUGGAGACCACCCUUUAAAUGCCCCACUUGCCGAAAAGAAACCCCCCACAACGGUGUGAACAGUUUGCAAGUGAACUACUCCCUUCGCGGGAUAGUGGAGAAGUACAAUAAGAUCAAGAUCAUGCCGAAGAUGUCCCUUUGCAGGGCGCAUCACGGACAGCCGCUGAAUAUAUUCUGUGCGACAGACUGUAAACUUAUUUGUGGGUUUUGCGCAACAACUGGGGAUCACAAAGGGCAUAAAUUUAGUGCUUUACAGGAGGCGUAUGAACAAGAGCGUGUGGCGUUUGAAGAGCUUUUCCGGAGUUUUGAAAGUUGGCACAGCACCGACAUCCUGUCCUGUUUGGACUCUUUGGAAACGAAUAAAAAGAAGUCUCUGCAGGCGGUGUCCAGAGACGCCGACAGGGUGACGGAGUACUUCGACAAGCUGGUCAAAAUCCUGGAGCAAAAGAAAAACGAAAUACUCUCGGAUUUCGAGACGUUGAAGCUAAUGGUGAUGCAGGCAUACGACCCGGAGAUCAACAGACUGCGAGCGGUGCUGGAGGAGCAGAAGCGCGCGCUCAACAUUGCCGAGGCUUUCAGGGAGGCGCCCGACCCGCUGUACUUUCUCCAGCAGAUGCAGGAAUUUAGGGAGAAGCUAAAGGUCAUUCAGGAAACCUCUGUACCCUCUCGGACAUGCAUGGAUGUGGGCCCUCCUUUGAAAACUUUCGACCUGAAGACCUGGGACUCCGUGAGGCUCAAAGAUGUGGACAAACUGGCUGCUCCUCAUGAGAAUAAGGCACGACGUGUCUCAGCUACUGGCUGUUGCAGGGUGCUGUGGGCUCUCCUCAUGGCUGCAUGCCUUUUUCUUUGUGCACUUUUCUUUUUAGCGUCCCUAGACCUGUCCUGCAUGAGUUCCGUGAGUCAUCCGUACUUACCUGCUGCAAAUGACCUGGCCAGUUACGUGACCCAACGCUGCAGCGAAGCAGCCGCCGUAUUUUUGGUUCUGUUUGAAUUGCUGCAAAAACUUGCAUUUGAUUUCUUGGAUAUGACAGUGGAUUUUAUGUGUUAUUAUAAAUUACUUUAGAUUUGCAUGUCCACUGUAUGUUUACAUUUGAAAUGACUAAAAGUAGCGAAUUACAUAUAUCAUUGAUUCUUUUAUGAAUAAUAUAGAAUUGUAAGGGAAUUUCCUUAGAAUUAAUUGUUUCUCAGUUGUGUCGGGAUUUCUCUGCUGUUGUAACUUCUGAGUGUAGAAAAUCCCGAUACACUAUAGCCCCACUUUCAAAAUUGGAAUCAUUAUAUCGAAAGAAUCUUACACAAUAAUACUCCAAAGUGAAAGAUUUUGUAGUAACUGUACUGAGCUUAUGAGAGUAACCGAUACUAAUGAGGUGCAGUAUACAUUGUGAAUUAGCUGGUCCAUGUAUUUAAACAAACAGCUGGUUUUUAAUCUGUUUGUACAGUUCUGGUAUUUCUGUAAAACAGUCAGAGGUCUGGGUGGCUCAGGAGGAUAGAGAUCAAUGCUGGUUUGUCAAAGGUCUUGAACUCAAGGCUGAGGCUGGCGAUAAAUUCUGUAAAUCAACCUAGAGUAUGUAUUGUUUAAGUAUACAACCCCUUCUGAUAUGGUGAAUUUGUUUCUGCCGGUGGUACUGAAGUUUAUAUGUGAUAAAUGGUGAAAACGUCCAA
Paramormyrops kingsleyae is the source of this 2072-nucleotide messenger RNA. NCBI's taxonomy places the organism in Eukaryota, Metazoa, Chordata, Actinopteri, Osteoglossiformes, Mormyridae. The record is from RefSeq and is a predicted model, not a curated record.